CGGCAUUGUUAGGCCUAUUUAAAAUAUAUUUUAUGAUAUUAUAACAAAUAAACUGUGCGUUUCAAUUUUUAUAAUAAUUUAAAUGUCACUAACUUACAUACUAUACAAAUUUGUCAUGGACACCAAAACCAACAAAUGGUAGCAUGAACAAGAACAUGUAAAUGAAUUUGUCGGAUGGACAAUGCAGGGGAGAUUACUCUUGAAACGUCGGACAGCGUGCAAUAUCGCAGUGAUUCUGCAAUUGUCUCCCCUACCUGGACAGACCGGUGCACGCAAUGUGAUUUCUGGGUUAAAUACUGCUUGUUCACCAUUAACUUUUUAGUAUGGUUUCUAGGAGGUGUUAUGAUUGCUAUCGGCGUUUGGGCCCGUGUGCAAAAACAAGGUCUCGGCGCCUUCGACAACCUCAUCACGGACCCUGCUUUUAUGAUCAUUGCUGUUGGUAUCGUCAUGUUCAUAAUCAGCGUGUUUGGCUGUGUCGGCGCGCUCAGGGAAAAUAUCUGCCUUUUGAAGACGUUCAUCAUCGUCAUCGUGCUGGUGUUCGUGCUGCAGAUCGCUGUCGGCAUCGUGGCCUUCGUCUUCCUCGACUCGGUGGAGCACAAGAUGAUGAACUACAUGAGGCUGGCCGUCUUCAACUACUUCAACAACGCAGACACCAAGGACGUCAUCGACUUUCUGCAAAAAGAGUUCACAUGUUGUGGCGCGGCCAGCUAUGAGGACUGGGAGUCUAAUGUCUACUUCAACUGCUCGUCAAACGCAACCUCGAGGUGUGGAGUCCCGAAAUCCUGCUGCAGAAUCCCAUCGUCAUUCGACUGUGGUUACGGAGUUCGACGAUAUUCCGAAAAGCUGACUGAACAAUUCAUCUUCAAUACUGGCUGUAUAGGAGUGUUGAUGGUGAUCUUCAAGGAUAACCUAGUCAUCAUAGGUUUCAUCGCCAUGUCAGUUGGACUUCUGGAGUUGUUCUCGUUGUUUCUGGCACACAACAUGGCACGCCACAUCCUGGUUGAGAGAAAGAUCUUCUGACAGCUUCACCAGUUUCUACUCACUUAGAGAUUUAAAACUCUCUUUUAAAAAGAGGCUCCACUCGACAUCACAGAGCAAUAUGUUCACAGAACUGUAUAUUUUCAAACCUGUCUUGUUGUUGCGUUAUUGGAUCUCUUGGUUCCAACAUUUUGUUAACCGAGAAUUAACUAGAUCUAUUCACAAUAUCAAAUACCUUGUUAAUUCUCGGUCGACGUUGUGUUGUUAAAGACACCGACCCUAGCGUUUGUGCAAUAUAAAAUAUGUUUUAGGCUAUUACAUCUUCUUUUUUUACAAUUAAAUUACACAUUACCAAAAACAAAUGUUUCUUAAAUGUUCAAUUUUGGCAGUCCCAGAGUAUUUCAGGUCUGGUGCUUAUAAAACUUUUAGAGUCUAGACUCGUGACUCUAAUAGAGUCUGAAACACUAAUGUCAUGACAACGCCAUACAAAUUGUAUGCGUGCGACGUCAUUAGAGAUUGAGUCUGAACUCUAACCAUUUUAUAAGCACGGGCCCUGGUCGUCCUGGUACUUGUAGUAGCUCAAGCUGCAUUUUAUAUCAAACAGAAAAGGUCCGUACUUCUAAAACUAGGGUCGGCAACUUUAUAUAAUGCAAUGCCAUAUGUAAUACCGAGUGUGACUGUUCUGUUGGAAGCAUUGGAUUAGGCUUCUCGAUCCAUUCUCCAAUGGAUUCUUCCUUCCGUCCUUCGUUGGUUUUUGUUUGUCAUAGCAUCAACGAAUUCACUUUGGUUUUAAUUUUCAACCACAUGUAUUUCAUAUUAUGGGACGAAAUUGGAGGGGGGGGGGCGCCACUAGCUUAAAUAGUUGUUUGCGUUAUUUCCCUUCACAGAUUAGAUGUUCUAUUUUAUUUGUGCUCGAUAAUUGGUUUAUUUUGAAUUGUGGUAGUCUAGAACUGCUGAUGGACUCACUGCUGUACAUGUACAUUAUUAUAAGUCCUUGAUUAUUUAUAGACGUGGGAAGAUACCUGGUGUCACAAGCGGUUGGGAUGAGGAGGGGAGGUAGCUCGAGUGUCCUUCUAGCGUGGUCUACUUACACCACAGCUAGAAGACGCUCGAGGUAGAGGGGAGGCAGUUACAUAUUAAUACAAUUUUAAACGGGGAGGAAGAUAUAAUUUUUCAGGAUUUAAGGGCAGUGCCCCUCUGCCACCCCUUCCGACGCCUAUGUUGACAUUGCAAUAUCGUGCUUUAGCAUACACUAGUCGAGUUACGUUUCUUCGUAGCAUGAAUUAGGCAAAGUUAUGCUCCUUGUCAUGUAACAAUAUAUUUUUCGUACCCAUAAAUCCUUUCUACAUAAUAAUGUGUGAUACAAUUACAUGAUUUUACUUACGUUUUCAAAUACAAGUACUACUAUAUCUUAUUACAAUAUUGAGCAUUGUCGUUGUUAAUAAUUUACACGCUGUUAUUCUCAGUUCUUGUUAUAGACACGAUGUAGUUUCAUUAUUAUUUGUUUCUGUUUAUAGUUAUUAGGUUUGUUGUUCUUGUUUUACAACAGGGUGCUAUGGUUCAUAUAUUUACAUUUACUACCUUUUUUGUUUCUUUGUCACUUUUUUUUAUUCUAUCCAUCUUUAAUUUUUCUUUAUACAUGAAUAGAAGAAAGUAAACAUAGUUUAUAAAGAAAGUCAAAGAACCAGCAAUAAUUUGUUAACUUCUUCAUUUAUAACACGUUAUAGAAGUACAAACCACUGUUUUAAAUACACCAGUAUUUUUAUUAUUAUUAUUAUUUAUACAUGUACUUGUUGUAUUGUAGUUUUGAAUUUGCAUCACGUGUUUUACAAAUGUUUACAUGAGAAUGUACUAUUUCCUGGAAAGUGGAUAUAUUUUUUUUCUGAAUUUCCAAUAGCUACAAUAUUCUCAAGAAAAUUGUAGAAGUUUUAUAUAUUGUUUUUAACUGUUCAUUGAUAUUCAUUACAUUGCAAUAUAUAAUGACUAUAAAAAAAUUAAGCCAAAGUCAGUCCUGUUAAAGGUGUCCAGAUUCGGUUCUUCUGUAUGGAAAUGCAUCUAUUUGAUCUCGAUAUAUCAUUUUGUUCAAACCAGUCACUUAUAUUAGGUCUUUUAAUAGAUUUGAUUCUUUCCAAACAACAACAAUUAAAACGAAACACCAAUAAUGUACGAUAUUACGUUUCUUGUUUUAUGUCGUACACUUUUUUAUAAUAAAGACAUAAUUCAU
This is a messenger RNA of Gigantopelta aegis, 3202 nucleotides long. RefSeq names its product tetraspanin-33-like. Gene Ontology annotation, cellular component: membrane. Lineage: Eukaryota; Metazoa; Mollusca; Gastropoda; Neomphalida; Peltospiridae. The transcript has 7 exons. Bases 175 to 1020 code for a protein of 281 amino acids. The record is from RefSeq and is a predicted model, not a curated record.